AGUUGGCUGCCAAAUUGACAGUAGUUUUAGUCGUUUGCUUAGCGAUUUUUAUUGAAGACGAAAUAAAUUUAUUACAGAGCUAUAAAAUUAUCAACUCUCUUCACAACAGGAAACUGUAAAGUACUUACAUAAAAAAACGAGACACGUUUUUAUUUGUAACUAAUACCUACUAUGAAAAUAUAAACCCAUUAUAAAAUGGAAGUGCAAUUUGGUCCCAAUUCCGUCGACGAACCGAAUUUACUAUACAAAUUGCAAAGAAAACUAAAAGUUUUUAAUACGUUGGAUAUAUUACCCAAUCGUGGCUACAAUUUAACUACUAGUAGUAACAAAUAUGGCUUAGUGUUUGUUGCUUCACCUCUUGGAACCUUGUCUGCAUAUUAUCUAAAACAGUUGGUUGACAAAGAAUCUGAAUGUCCGCAUGUGAUUAUCAAAUUGCAAGAGAAACCAACACAUAUUGCAAUAAAUUGUGACCAAGAACUUAUAGGAGUCACUGGUGGGCAGUUCCUAUGUGUUUAUAAAGUGACUGACUUUCAAAACCAGAAUGUAGCAGCAUCUGCAGUAUUACAAUUAGGUACAAGAUCAACAACAUUUGUUUCAUCUCUCCAAUGGAAUCCAUGCAUUACAGAUUCUAUAGCAAUAGCAUUCUUUAAUGGAAUUUUAUUAACCUGCCAAUUGAACACAAGUCAAGUUAAGAAGAUUCAAUCAAAAUGCAGAUGCCUCUGCUGGAGUCCGAAAGGUAAACAGUUUGUGACUGGCAACAGUGAUGGGACUCUCACACAAUACAAACCAGAUCUAACACCAGCGAAGACAGUGUCCACGCCAAACUUAUUUGAAAAUGCACCUGUGGAAGCUUUAGCCAUUUACUGGAUAUCAACUUAUCAAUUUGCGGUUGUCUACAAAAAUGCUACAGAUAACAGUCGUCCAGCUGUAACUAUUAUUAAUACACCAAAGGGAGGUCAGCCAUCUUGUUUGAACUAUGAAGAUAUUUGCUACAGCAUGGGUUCGAAUAGGCCGUUUUAUUACUACCUUCUGGGUUUAGCCCAAUGGAACAUUAUUCUUGCAUCAUCGUCAAAUAGCAUGGAGAUUGCAACAUUAGGAUCCACAGAUGGUGCCAAUUGGAUGCAGUGGUGUCAGACAGAUGAAGCUAGACCUGAGCUCCCACUGACAGAUAAGAAACAGGAAAAUUAUCCAGUUGGUAUAUGCAUUGACACAUGUGCAGUUCACCAGCUACCAUGGGUCCUGCUAGUUGUAUCGCAGACUGGCUUACUUACUAUAUUCAAUAUCAUAAAUCUGAAUAAGCAAGUAGCUCAAGUUUGCACGCCGCCUCAGCAAUUAGCAUUACCAACACAAGCUAUGACCACAGAUAUACCUGAUAAUGUACCUACUGUUCUCCCUCAAACUGUGCCUCAAGUCGUUGCACCUCAAGCCGUCGCACCUCAAGCCGUCGCACCUCAAGCCGUCGCACCUCAAGCCGUCACACCUCAAGCCGUCGCACCUCAAGCUGUCGCACCUCAAGCUGUCGCACCUCAAACUGUCACCCCUCAAGCUAUUGCACCUCAAGCUGUUGCACCUCAAUAUGUUGCGUCUCAGUCAGUCGCUCCUCAAGUUAUACCGUCGGCUGCCCAAAAACCCGUUGCUACAAUGCCACCAUUCCAACCUACACCGCAAUUAUCCCAAGGAGUGCCAAUUUCUGCACCAGCUUUCAGCGCAGCAUCUCUAACUGCUGCUAAACCACCAAACUUCCAACCACUAUUACCACAAGGCACUCCACAAGUUGAACAAAAACAGCCACCGGAAAUCAAACCUGUGCCGCAAGGUCAACCUCAGGCGGUAGUUACGGUUCAAAAACCUUCAACACCAUCAGAACCAGCGCAGCCGACACCACAAAUGCAAGAAGCGUAUGCUGCCAUGAAGGCAGAACAAGAACGGAUCAAAGCAACAAAAACUAACCAAGAACUUAAAAAUAUGCUUAUCAAGGAGGUGAAUGAUUUCCAAAUGGAACUUUACAAGUUUAUGGUCAAGACUAAACAAACGCAAGCCAAGGUAUUUCAUUUUGGGAUCUAAAAAUAUUGUAUAUUUGAAGUUAGAUUUUUUUUUUUAAAGUUAGAAUAGGGAACUCGCUACGUCGCAACCAUGUAGAAAAUUUACAAAGGUGUGACGUCAUGCAACAUUUUAAAUCGAUUUAUCGCUGUAAUUUAAUGAAUACGUAUUUAAUAUACUUCAAUGCUGAGUUUUUUCAAACUACACAAUGGGUUUUAAUGCAUUCAUCAUCAUCAUCAGCCCUUUUACGUCCCCACUGCAGGGGCUCAGGCCUUCCUUAUGGAUGGUUAAGGAGGAUGGGCCAUGACCCUCCACGCUGGCCCAAUGCGGAUUGGAGGGUAUUAACGACUGCAAACGCAGCCGGGACCAACGGCUUAACGUGCCUUCCGAAGCACGGAGUAGCUCGAGAUAAUAAUUUUCCGGUCACCCAUCCCGUGAUCGACCCUUGCGAAAGUUGCUUAACGACUACGAUCACGGGCCGCGGCGCUAAUCCACUACGCCACCAAGCUACUCAUAUAUUGAUAAUUAAUGCAUUAAUUAUCAAUAUAUGUAUAUAGUGAUACAAGAGGAAGGUUUAUUUAUUUAAUAUUGUAUCAUGAGGGCGAAGCCGCUGGCGGAAAGCUAAUGUAAUAUGUAUAUAUACAUAUUAUUUUGUUUUAGAUUCAACAAGACAUAGACGCUCUUAACUCUAACAUAAGUUUGCCCGUGGCAGACGCUGAGCAGCUAAAGAAAGAUUGCUCAUUGGAAGAUUUACACGGUGCAAUAGUACAAUUGAAAUUGGAAUUAGUUCGUAUGUGUGCUGUAGUGGCUGAAGCGAGAACGCAUGCUGAAGACCCACUUUCUAAACUCACUAAAAACAUUCUGAACAUGAGCAUAGAGCCUCAGAACAAACACAAAGAGCCGUUACUCAGCGCUCAAAAACUAGAUGCACUUAGAGACAUGUUAUCCAAUCAUAAGACUGUGAAAGUGAAACCUGUAAACGUGGAACUGAGACAGCAGUUUGCAACAAUGAGAUUGAAUUAUGAGAAGAGCUUGAAAGAAAGGACAGCGCAAGCGGUCAACCAGCAAGUUAAAAAAGAACCGCUAAUUCAAACUACCCAGCCUCCACAGCAUAUUCAACUACCCCCACAAGGUUAGUAUAUCUAUACUGUAUUAUAAUGAGAAAAUGUUUGUUUGCUUUAAUUAAACUCCGCCACUACUGGACUGAUUUUAAAAAUUCUUUGAACUACGGGAAGUGAUAUAGGCUAAAUUUGUCGAGAGCGAAGUCGUGGGAAAACAGCUAGUACAAAUAUACAACCGCUUUUAUUCCGAAGUUGGAACGAUCUCUAUCCGUUAUAUAUUUAUAGCACCAAUUUUAUUUCAAUUUAAGGCGCGUACACCCAAGAUCAUUAAAUUUCAACUGGUUUUUAUACAAAAAAUAACGUUUCAUUAAGCCUCAAUUCAAAAUAAGAAAUCUCCAUCACAUAUGUAACGGUUAUCCCACAACACAACGAGAAUUUAUAAUAUUUCUCUACAGAGAAAAUCACUAAAGCUACCCCUAACAUUCACCAUUUUUUCCAUUUCUUUUAACUUUUUUAUAAAGGAAAUAAAAAAGAAAUGCCACUUAAUUACGUAGAACUUUUUCAAUAGUCAAUUACGACUAUUCUAAAAGAAAGUUACAGAACGAUUUUAAUCGCAAGCUAUUGA
Molecule: messenger RNA, 3726 nt
Organism: Diatraea saccharalis (sugarcane borer)
Lineage: Eukaryota; Metazoa; Arthropoda; Insecta; Lepidoptera; Crambidae
Source: the annotation of a GenBank genome assembly